Colletotrichum lupini is the source of this 2706-nucleotide messenger RNA. Its product is annotated as membrane transporter. Gene Ontology annotation, cellular component: endoplasmic reticulum; membrane. The record is from RefSeq and is a predicted model, not a curated record. Gene Ontology annotation, molecular function: RNA binding. NCBI's taxonomy places the organism in Eukaryota, Fungi, Ascomycota, Sordariomycetes, Glomerellales, Glomerellaceae. The transcript is spliced from 5 exons. Gene Ontology annotation, biological process: transmembrane transport. The coding region runs from base 1 to 2706 and encodes 901 amino acids.
AUGGACCAACAAUACUUGACGUCGCCGACGUCGUUUCGACUGGCAGACAUGGCUCAAAACGUAUACGAAAUGCCCCUCAUGGCUAUGAAGAAGCCUCACGAUUCACACCCCUCCAUGGGUAACUUGGUUCUUCUCGUCUUCGAGGCUGUCCUCGAGGUUGUGUGCGUGAGCUUGCCGGGCUACAUCAUUGCCCGUCUUGGCCACUUUGAUGCUGAAAAGCAAAAGUUCUUGGCCAACCUCAAUGUCAUGCUAUUCACGCCUUGCCUUAUCUUUACCAAGCUGGCUUCGCAACUCAAUGCCGACAAGCUCCUCGAUCUCGCCGUAAUCCCCAUCAUCUUCAUCAUUCAAACUCUUGUCUCCUGGCUCGUCGCUACCGGCGUCGCCCGCGGCUUUGGCUUCAACCGCCGCGCUACUAACUUUGUCACGGCCAUGGGAGUCUUUGGAAACUCAAACUCCCUGCCCAUCUCUAUGAUCUUGUCUCUGUCGCAAACUAUCAAGGGGCUACACUGGGACAAGAUCCCCGGGGACAACGAUGACGAGGUUGGUGCCCGUGGUAUUCUAUACCUCUUGAUCUUCCAGCAGCUCGGUCAGUUGGUGCGCUGGAGCUGGGGCUACCACGUGCUGCUUGCUCCCAAGGACAAGUACCCCGAGUACCAGGACGAGCGCGUCGAGGAGGGACAAUACCCGGGAGAUCGCGAGACCGCUCCCCUAUUGACCGAGUACGAUGACGGCACCGCUACUUCCCGUAGUCACUCGAGUGAUGACCUAUCCAACUAUGAGCCGGCUGGUCGCACCCCUGUUGCUAGCAGAUCCAGAGCCUCCCCCGCCGAUACCGAAGACGAGGACGACGACUACCUUCCCAAGAAGCCGAUGAAGACCAAGGGUCUCGCACCCCUCAAUGGUAACCAUCCCGUUUUCGACGGAAGUGGCGAUGAGAUAUCGUCCUUUCCCCGCAUUCGUAACACGGAUGAACCCGAAAUCCCCGAGGGAGUUAAAGGCUACCCUAGCCGCGUUAAGAACGCCUUCAACAACGCCGUCACCUCUGCUAAGGAAUCGACAUCAAACUUCUUUGCGAGAGUCUACAACAGUUUGCCGACCCCCUUCAAGACGAUUCUCUCGGCCCUAAGCCGCUUCGCCGGCAAGUUUUACAACUUUUUGUGGGAGUUCAUGAACCCGCCUCUGUGGGCCAUGCUCAGCGCCGUCGUUGUUGCCUCAGUCCCGGCCCUGCAGAAGAUCUUUUUCGAAGAGGGAUCCUUCAUCAAGAACAGUUUCACGGAUGCUGUUCAGUCCAGUGGUGGUGUCGCUGUGCCCUUGAUCCUGGUUGUUCUUGGUGCCAACCUAGCUCGCAACACGCAAAAGAGCGAGAAGAUGCGGGAUCCUGAGGAGGACCAGAUCGGAACCAAGCUGCUUGUCGCAUCCUUGGUGUGCCGCAUGCUCCUGCCGACUUUGAUUAUGACCCCUAUUCUGGCCGUCUUCGCCAAGUAUGUGCCAGUCAGCAUUCUGGAUGACCCCAUCUUUGUCAUCGUCUGCUUCUUGUUGACCGGCGCCCCGAGUGCUCUCCAACUGGCUCAGAUUUGCCAAAUCAACGAGGUUUACGAAAGUGUCAUGUCGAGAAUCCUCUUCCAGAGCUAUGUUAUCUGGUAUACAAGAUCGCUCUCUCGCGACCGCUACCGCGACCAUUCUCGGUCAUUGACACCGCUGUCAGACCGGUCUCGCUCCCCAGUCCGUCGUCAUACGUACGAUUCGCGAUCUCCGUCGCGUUCCCGAUCUCCCACGCCGCGACGAAAUGGCAGGCAGAGAAGCGGAAGCCGCAGCCGGAGCCGUGGAAGAAGCGCUAGUCCUGCUAUCAGAAGCACCAAGAUUGUUGUCGAGCGAUUGACCAAGAAUAUCAAUGAAGCCCAUUUGGAGGAGAUCUUUGGCCAAUUUGGGCACAUCAAGGAUCUUGACCUGCCCAUUAAUAGAACUCGUCAGUAUCUGUCCUCACAGGGUCGACUUGAACGGCCUCCAAAUGGAUCCCUGCUACAUGAGGCUGACAUUCCUUCUCCUCCAGACGGCACUAACCGCGGCACUGCUUACAUCCUAUACGAUACCGAGGCUGAUGCCGAGGAUGCUAUUGCCCACAUGCAUGAGGCACAGCUUGAUGGCGCGCUGCUCGACGUGGCGGAGGCUCCGAUGCUAGAGGCGGCCGAGGGGGAAGAGCUCAGGGCGGAUUCCACGGUGGUGGAGGAGGCGGACCCGGCCCUUUCGGCCAGAACGGUCCUCGACGGGGUGCAUCACCACCUCAGGGUCGCUUUGGCCCCAGAUCAGACACCUACCGGCCUCGAUCGCUUUCGCAUUCCCCAAGCCGAUCUCCCGUCGCUGCUCCUCCGUCCAGAGGCGGUGGUGGAAGCAGAUACCGAAGCCGUUCAAGAUCAUACUCUCGGUCUCCAUCACCACCCCCAAGACGUGGAGGAGGUGCACGCGGUAACGACCGCAACCGCCGAAGAAGGAGCCCGAGUCGAGACAGCUAUGAUAGCUACGAUAGCCGUCGAUCCCGGUCCCCGAGCCGUAGUCGUGAUCGUGGCGGUCGCGGCGGCGGCGGCGGCGGCGGUGGCCGUGGGUACAGAUGAGUCAAAUUUGGAGCGCCACUGGGCGAAAUGGGUUUGGUUUGUGAUUUCUCUUUCAGGCGUUAUGAGGAACGAGGAAAAGUCGGCUGGGAUACCCUAA